Messenger RNA from Magallana angulata, 2070 nucleotides. RefSeq lists its product as uncharacterized. The coding region runs from base 702 to 1400 and encodes 232 amino acids. The transcript is spliced from 2 exons. Lineage: Eukaryota; Metazoa; Mollusca; Bivalvia; Ostreida; Ostreidae. The record is from RefSeq and is a predicted model, not a curated record.
AACGGGUGUGCUUAAAGUUGUCGAGUUCUGUGUUUAACCUUCUGGAAACUUUGGUUUUCUGUUACAAAUACCAAUGCAUUGACAUAGAUGCACCUUGUGUAUAGGACGAAAUCGAAUAUCCGCCUAAAAGAAAAGAAUGAAGUACUCUUGGUUUGAAUGAGGUACAUUAAGUACCCGUCUGAAUUGCUGGGUGAUCGUUAUGCUUAAUAUUGGAGGUGGUCGAUUAGCAGAGUAACUAAAUGAUUAUAUGGAUGCAUGGAGCCCUUUAAUAAGAUGGUAUCAAAUGGUCUCAGUUUAUAGCGCUGCAGUAUGCUCUACAUGCGCUCGAUUGGAUGGGUAUCAAUUCAUUGAAAAUUGUAUGGAGUGAAGGAUGCUUUUUACUGAUUUCAGUCAAAACACAUCGAUUUCAGUAAAACAGGCGUGCUCGUGAGGGUCCGUUUCUUAAUACUAGUUUUGGUGAAAGCACAGUGAGAAUUUGUGUGAAUUAUAAUCGGAUUAGUUGUGUAACGUGGCCUUUUUACCAAAUGCUUUGUUGCAAAGCUUAGAAGAACGAGGUAUUACGGGAGUGCAGUACGCCGUUCUUAUUUCUCUACCCUAACCUUGUAGCCAAGGGAAGUUUCAAUGAUGGGGAAUCACGAAAACUGUUUUUUACUUUAAUUUAAUUCCAUCUCCAAUUUUAUUGUACGUUGAAAAGUGUGUCCAUGUCUGCCAGGCGAGAAUUAACUCAUCGAGAAAAAACAAGCCUACCCCAAAUUAACGGGGGUGGGAUGAUGUUUUCUCCAGCACUUGUGUCGGAGCUGACGGACAUAUUUCCACUGAUUGGGAUUAAUAGAAUUGAUAUCAGGUUCAGUGAAAAGAAAAUAGAACGCUCUGGACGUCAUUUUACAGUUAUAAAGAAACGAGUUGAUCCAAUCACAGAUGACAGAAAUAUGGAUACCAGUAGUGACGGGUUUGACUUGCCGGAAGACGCCAUAGAUAAGGUUGCGCGAGCCAAUUCCGUUAGGACGGACUCUGCCCAGAUUCUUCCAGAGGUUCGCGCCUCACCAUGUGCUAUUCAUUUCAAAAAGGACAAAAAGAGUGACCUAUUGUUUUACAAUAAUUAUCAAACUGGACAACACUCCCCAAGUGCCGUUAGGAAAUCAUUCUCAAAAAAUUCAUUUACAAGAGACGGUCGGAAGUUACGUGGAUCUGACAAUAUUCACCCAGAUCGCCGGCAACCACCGGCUUUGAUGAAUACCCUUCCAAGGGGUAUGCCUUCCAAAGAGUUCGUUAUGACUUGGUUAAUGCAUGGGUCAGAACCAGGAGGGAAAAGUCAUUUCCCGGAUAUUGUGAUUCCAGAUGGCAGGCCAAAAAAGUCCAAGGGACGAGAUUCCGUGCGGAAAUCUACCAUCAGUGAAUAGUUGAGUUUUACUACGAUUUAAACAACCAAGAUUUUGUUUCUAGUCAAUAUUCACUAUGGUGUGUUGUCCUUUUGGCCUCUACAAUGAAUCGAUUAGCGCAUUUUGUGUAUGACUAUGGGAUUUGUGAUCUAACGGGAGGUGAACGACACACUAUGGGCAUCUACUGUAUUGAACAGGUGCACGGAUCAUAAAUCUUCUUUAAAUGCCUUGGCAUUACUAAGAUGCAUUUACCCUUGUAUUUAUGCUAAUCAUUUGUCAUUCGUCUUUAUAAAAGACAGCUGUAAGAUUACAGUGAUUAAAAUGAUUAAUAUUUAUACCUACCUUGUAAGCCAAUAUUUUUCAUAUGAAUACUUGUGGUACGCCUUACUAAGAAUGGCGAAUCAAAGUAUUAAGUUGUGAAAGGAUGAUUUUGAUUUUUGUACGUGCGCUACUUUUGUCUUUCCCUAGAAACUAUUCAAGAAGGAGAGUGCUCUAAUAGACAUCUCUAAUAUGAUUAUAUGACUUAAUUAAUUAAUAGUUCUAAUGUCAUAUUUAAUCGUGCUAGAAUUAAAUUUCGCAUUAAUUGUGAAAUGUUUCCUAAUAUGAUAUGCAUGAAUAUAUUAAUAUCAUUUAAUACUGUUUUAUCAUGUUGCCAUAUCAUUGUUUACAUUACAAGAAAAUAUGAAAAUAG